This is a messenger RNA of Ahaetulla prasina, 4203 nucleotides long. RefSeq names its product estrogen receptor 2 (gene ESR2). Lineage: Eukaryota; Metazoa; Chordata; Lepidosauria; Squamata; Colubridae. Gene Ontology annotation, cellular component: nucleus. The transcript is spliced from 10 exons. Bases 394 to 2052 code for a protein of 552 amino acids. Gene Ontology annotation, molecular function: steroid binding; nuclear estrogen receptor activity; nuclear receptor activity. Gene Ontology annotation, biological process: estrogen receptor signaling pathway; cellular response to estradiol stimulus; regulation of DNA-templated transcription. The record is from RefSeq and is a predicted model, not a curated record.
ACCGAGAGCUCUCGCUUUUCCCAGAGAAAGAAAACACUGAGCAUACAUGUGUGAUCUUGUGCUCCAAAGCUGACAAGAUAUUGCUUCAUAAAGAUGGGCAUUUGGGUUCUUGGUUGCCCUGUGGUGUAUUGAAGGAGUUGCUCCUGAAUACAGCUGUUGCAUUGGUGAAAUUAAGGGAAGAGAACAAAACAGCCACAACAAAAACGCUGGAAGUGAAACCUUGCUCAACAUUUACUUAAUGUUCAUCAAUGAUUACAAAGUCAAGCACAGUUCAUUGCAAGGCACUCAGAAAUCUCUUUUAAGAUCUAUUUUGUUCUCAGAAGAUGCUGUCUAGAUUAAAUGUUGGGGAUGACUGAUUAAGAAAGCAACAUUUGGCAUCCAUCUCACUCCAACAUGUCCCUCUGUGCAUCAUCUCACAAGGAAUCUUCUCAUUUGCCACCAAUUCAAGAUCUCGGCUGUAGUAAAAGAGAAGCCAAAAGCGCCAUCUCUGAGCAGAGCUCUCCCAUCCCUUUCAGCUGCAGCCAGGCUGCUCUGACUGUGGAACACAGCCCGAUCUACAUUCCAUCCUGUUAUAUGGAGAACAGACCUGACUACUCAGCCAUGGCUUUCUACAGCCCUUCGAUGAUGAAUUAUAACAUUCCGGCCAAUUUCAGCGAUUCAGAAAAUGCCACUUUAAGGCAAGCGGCAAGUCCAAGCAUGUUGUGGUCCAGUUCUGGUCACAUCUCUCCUCUGACAGUACACUGCCAGUCAUCGGUUUUAUAUGCAGAGCAGCCAAAAAGCCCUUGGUGUGAAGCCCGACCUGUGGAUCACGUCUUGCCUAUUCACAGAGACACCCUGAAAAGAAAAAACAGCAGCAGUGACUCUACCAGUCCCACCACAAACAGUCCUGGUUCAAAAAGAGAUGCACAUUUCUGUGCUGUAUGUAACGAUUAUGCAUCUGGAUAUCAUUAUGGGGUUUGGUCAUGUGAAGGCUGUAAAGCCUUCUUCAAAAGAAGCAUCCAAGGGCACAAUGAUUAUAUUUGUCCGGCGACAAACCAAUGUACAAUAGAUAAAAACAGACGCAAAAGUUGCCAGGCCUGCCGACUCCGGAAAUGUUAUGAAGUAGGGAUGAUGAAAUGUGGUUCAAGAAGAGAGCGUUGUGGGUAUCGUAUUGUUCGCCGUCAUCGCAAUCAAGAAGAUUUGGUGCAUUGUGGAAGCAAAGGGAAAAAGAAUAAUGACAGUAUCAUUCAAGCAAAAGAAGCCCAGGGCAAUGCAAUAAGCCCAGAACGGUUUGUCUCCAUAUUACUUGAAGCUGAACCACCAAAUGUGUUAGUGAGUCGCCCCAACAGGCCAUUUACAGAAGCUUCCAUGAUGAUGUCCUUGACGAAACUUGCAGACAAAGAAUUGGUCCACAUGAUUGGUUGGGCGAAAAAAAUCCCUGGCUUCAUAGACCUGAGUCUAUAUGAUCAAGUAAGGCUUUUGGAAAGCUGUUGGUUGGAAGUAUUAAUGGUGGGUCUAAUGUGGAGAUCCAUUGAUCACCCAGGGAAGCUCAUAUUUGCACCAGAUCUUGUGCUUGACAGGGAUGAGGGAAAAUGUGUAGAAGGAAUUUUGGAAAUCUUUGACAUGCUCUUGGCAACAACUUCAAGGCUUCGAGAGCUGAAAUUGCAGCACAAAGAAUAUCUCUGUGUAAAGGCAAUGAUUCUUCUCAAUUCCAGCAUGUAUCCACUGUCAUCUGCUACAGAAGAACCUGAGAGCAACAAAAAACUGAGCCAUCUUCUAAACUCAGUGACAGAUGCGUUGGUGUGGGUCAUUGCAAAGAGUGGGGUCCCUUUACCUCAACAAACAACUCGCUUGGCAAAUUUGUUGAUGUUACUUUCUCAUGUUCGUCAUGCAAGUAACAAAGGGAUGGAGCAUCUUCUUAGUAUGAAGUGCAAGAAUGUAGUACCAGUCUACGAUCUGUUGCUGGAGAUGCUCAAUGCUCACACUGUCCGCAGUCACAGGAAAAUACCCGUCGCCAAUCUUGAGAAUAGUCCAUUGGAACCAACAGAGGCAACAGAUGAAGUCCAGCAGUGAUUUCAUAGAAGUCCAAAUCCAGGAAAAUCCCAAAGAAUAAAAAAGAAUAAAAGAAAUAUCCAGAUCAAAACUUUGGAUCUUUGCUAUUAAGAAAACUACGGCAUCUUUACAAUUUUUACUGGACCAUUUGUUAAUCUUUUUCAGACUGAAUGUUGUCUGUCAACUAAGACCGUUUUAGAAAAGCCCCAUGUGGUUGGAACUGAACAGCCAGCUGAUGAUUUGUGGUUUUAUCAAAUGUUGCAUUUCUGGAGUGCCUUCUAUCAUAGAGGAGACUAUUUAACUGCCAAAACAGCCUUAAGCUUCAUGGUAUCCUAGGUAGAUGCCAAUAUAAGCUUCUUUUCUUUUCUUUUUUUAAAGGAGAGCUGGACAACUCAAAAACCUAAGAUCUCACAAUGAAUAUCUGUCAGGGCAGAAAGAGAGGCAACUUCUGAUAAGAAACUGAAUAGUUUGACAUGACGCUAUUCAUCAAUGCAUCAAGCCGCACAUUAGAUCAAACAGGAAAAACUGCUUGCAUUGAAAAUGCAUGUUGUUCAGCUUGUUAAUUGCAAUGGACAUUUGAUAUGUUUUUCCAUUGUGCAAAUGUACAUUAGAUAAGUUAGAAAAGGGGAAUAAUGAGCAGGUCUUCAUAUUUAAUUGCAAAGCCUUGGUUUGGAGAGCUUGUUUCUAGAUUCGUUCUGAUAAAAUGACCUGGAAGCAUUUUAAAGCCCCAGUUGGUCUUGACUGCUACCUAAGCAUUUACCAUGCGUUUGAGUUCUAUGUUCAAGUACCUGUGGCUUUUAUUUCCUCUUAGAAACGUGUACAAUAUACUGCUAUCGUUGUGAAGGAAUUAUUGCAAUGAAUAUUCAGCAUUUGUGAAUAGUGAUGUAAUAUUUGAAGUACUGAAGAUCAAAAAUAAUUAUGGUUAUUUUAUAUGAGAUUGAGGUGUUUACAGACAAACCUGGAAGUACAAAAUAGGAAAUGGAGGACCAAAUAGAAUAUGUCUGAUCAACCACCUUAUGCAUGUCCAUGUGCCAACCGUUGAGCCCUGUCAAUCACAUUCAUGUAUCCCUACCAGCUUUUCAUUGUAGGAGGCAGCUCUACGCAAAUAUAUAAAACAUAGUCAGAGCUGGUGGCAUCAUUAAGGAUAGUUAAGGAAUUGUGUAUGCAUUUACACAUAUUCAUAUUCCUUAUGAAUAUCGAAAUGCAUACAUUAUUCUAAAGCUUGCAAAAUGAUCUGCAUCAUUUUGUUUUAUAUGCUAGCACCUGGGAUGAAGAAGUUAGCCUAGGAAAUGCCCUUAAGAAUGCAAGGUUUAGUAUCCCUGAACCAGACCUGGAAACCGUGAACUGUGCCUGACUCCACUGCUCUUCAUGUUGGGUUCUCUUUAAGAAGUGUCCAGAAACUUCAACUGAUACAAAACGGGGCAAGCAAAAUCAGUAAUAGCUUCAGUAAGCCACAAUAACACAUUGUUAUUGAAACACACAUUCUACCUUUCCAUAGCUAUAUUCAUUUAAGGCAAAUAUUUACAUCAUGACAUCAUUACAUGCAUUAUGUCCCUUGACCUCUCAUCAAUAGACCUUCAUAACUAGGCAACUAAGUUAGGCACGAUAUUGACACCUCUGCUUGUUGUCAGUUCUGUUUGGGGUACAAUUAAUUUUUUUAUUUUAUUUUUAAAGUCCUAAACUUCUUUGAAUAUAAGAUCAUGCAUCUCAAUUUCAUCCUGUCCGGUCAUGAAAAUCUAUUCAUUUAUUCUUUCUACAUAUAACAUAUUCUAAGGCAGUUUGUAAAAUUUAAGCAACAUCUAAAAUAUCUACAUCAUAUUUUAUAUUUAAACAACCAUAAGUACUGAGAAUAAUUGGAAAACAAUCAUGAUGAAUUAUUUAAAUUAAUUAUACUCAGUCAAAUUAAAGUUCAGCAGGUGACAUCUUCUUAAAGACGCCCCUCCAUUCCAAGGUUUGUGCGUUGGACAAUUGAGAAAAGGCUUCCUUGCUGUUUCUCUCAACCUUUGGAACGCCAUCUCAUGUUUGACUUCCUCCUUCAGCUUUUAGGAAAGGGAUGCAGACUUUCUCUGUAAUCAGACCUGUUCUGUCUGAAACAGUCAAUAAUUAGUUCAAAUGGUUUAAAUCAGGGGUCUCCAACCUUGACAACUCUACAACUUGUGGACUUCGACUCCC